AUGGAUGUGUACUCCGAGCAAUAUCUAAGAUCUCCCAAUGAGCGAGAACUGAUUCGAUUACUAGAUGAGAAUAAAUCUCGUGGGUUUCCACGGAUAAUCGGGUCUUUAGAUUGUAUGCACUGGGAAUGGAAAAAUCGUCAUACUGCCUGGCAUGACCACUCUCCUCUUUUUGACAAGUUCAUUCAGUGCCAAACACCAAACAUUCCGUAUAAAGUAAAUGGAAGGAUGUACGACAUUCCCUACUAUUUGACCAAUUGCACCUACCCUUACUAUGCCACAUUGGUCCAAACACUCAAGCACCCGCUAAAUGAGAUGGAGAAACAUUUUGCAAAGAAACAAGAGGCGGCAAGAAAGGAUGUCAAAAGAGCUUUCAGUAUGUUGCAAGCAAAAUGGGCAAUAACUCGGGGACCGAUUCAAUUUUGGGAUGAAGAAACCAUCACAAAUAUUAUGAACUGUUGCAUUAUUCUUCAUAAUAUGAUAAUCGAAGAUGAGCAACGUUUGAAUAUCGACCCAUGGCAGCCUGUUCUCGAUGGAGUACUGUCAGUCGGCCUGCUUAAGCAUGAUGAAGGGCUACUGGGAUGUUUCAUAUCUUCACGCAUGUAG
Molecule: messenger RNA, 603 nt
Organism: Tripterygium wilfordii
Lineage: Eukaryota; Viridiplantae; Streptophyta; Magnoliopsida; Celastrales; Celastraceae
Exons: 2
Coding region: 1-603 (200 amino acids)
Source: RefSeq, a predicted model, not a curated record